Messenger RNA from Colletotrichum scovillei, 2041 nucleotides. RefSeq lists its product as uncharacterized. The transcript is spliced from 2 exons. NCBI's taxonomy places the organism in Eukaryota, Fungi, Ascomycota, Sordariomycetes, Glomerellales, Glomerellaceae. Bases 670 to 1629 code for a protein of 319 amino acids. The record is from RefSeq and is a predicted model, not a curated record.
CCAGGCUCUAGCUCAGCCCGCCCGUCCAUCUUCCCGCUCCUCGCGACUCGUUUCCCAAACCCGACUCAGCCUUACUUCGCUUUAUGAACCCUGCAUAACUUACCAGCAACGCCAUCUGGGAUCCUGUCUCUUUGUGUCUGUGUCCAAGUUCGAAGCCCCUUUCUGAUGUACGGAUACACCCAUUGCUACUAGGUACGGAGCAUGUACUCGGACCUGGCAAUCCCAAUCCCAAAUCCAAUCCCACCACGCCCGUCCAUCAUCCACCAUCCAUCAUCCACCUAUCUCACUACAUAUACCACCCCGACCUCCCACCUCAUCCAAGCCUCUCUCCUUGUGCUCUCCUACUCACCUCUCCAACCCGACGUUGCGUGAUCACAUCAUCCCCUUACGACCGAGUACGAGCUACUGCCCUAAUCACACACCCGACUACAAGCUGCAUACGAAUAUGAGCAGCACCCCCUACUGCUCAGGACCGAGGACAGGAAGAGUUGGCUUUUACGACGUUUACCACCCACGACCGACACGAUCCACCAACAGAUAAUUUUCUACCCGUUCCGCUAUUGUCACUGUUGUAAAACAGAAACAAUUUCGCAUACACACACAUUCCAAUACAAACAACUACUACCAGACUCAAUAAUCAGAGCCGCGGGCACGAGACACAACGACAAGAUGGGCAACAUGGCGAGACAGGUCCAGAACACCGACUACUCGGACGACGAAUACGGAGCCGAGGACGCCUACUUCACCUACCGACCCCUCUCCAACCUUCCCACCCCGCCACCUUCAUCCAGGAAUUCUUCCGCCCACCAGAGCCCGAAAACGGCUUUGGAAGAAGGCGACAUUCUGCAAGAAAAGUUCCUUGGCCCCGCCAUCCACCUCGUCAACCUCGUUCCCACGUCAGCUUCCCUCACGACCCCGUCGGUGCCUCUGGUACAGGCCAUGCUCAGCCGGUCCGGCCUCCCGCUCGAGACCAUUGCCUUGGCCGUCUGCAUCCUCGACUCUCUCAACUCCAAGUUCGCCCUGAGCUGGCGCUUGCAGUGCCCCCUGCUCGUCGACGGUUCUUCCUACAACAAACGCCACACUCUUGGCCACAGCCCGCUCCUCGAUCGCCGCCGUCAGCAGCAGCUGCACAUCGAUUCGGUCCAGCCCGAGCUUAUUAUCCUAUCUGCCCUCAUCAUCGCCGCCAAAUUCACCGACGACUGCCACGACUCGACGUCAUACUAUUCGUCAAACUGGGGCAAGGACACUUGGUCGUGCGAGCAGAUCAACGUGACGGAACGCUGCAUCUGCGAGAACCUCAACUACCGCAUCAAGCCCCUGGUCGACGAUGAGGAUCUGCUCGCCGAUACCAUGGUUGACAUGCAGCUGGCCGCACGGCACUAUAACUCGGCCCGCCCCGUCCAACCCCACGAGAUGGGACACAGCAAGAGCAAGAGCAUGACGAUCGGUACCGCCGUGAUUGGUCUGGGCCUGCAGCUGACGCCCGUCGACACGCCAAAGUCUGAGGCCGAGUCGUUUGGUGACGAAGUGCGUGCGGCUCUCGAGAAGACGACAUUCGGCGGGGAUUACAUGUCCCUGACCUUCUCCGGCAACGACAUGGGUCUGUCUCCAGUCGGCGAAGAGUUUUGAGGAACGAAGAUGGAAAACAAAAAGGGACGACGGGACAAUCAGCGAGCGAGCGUUUUUGUUUGAUUGUCAUGAUGGUUGAUUCGCAUGCCCUGUGGGAUUCCGAGAGGAUAUUUCGCACAUUUGCAUAAGUCUCUCUGGCUUAUUGUAUACUGAGGGGGCGACAUCAUUUUUUUCCAAAGCUUGAACGUUUUUAGGAUACCAAAACCUCGGCCUCGACGAGGGCUCGACGGGUUACGCAUCUUGUAAUUUUUCUUGAGCGAUCAACUGGGCUGGCGUAUAUGGUGGAUAAGGGGUUUACCGGAUGGGGGUUUUGGGAUCAGGGUCGCGACACUGGAAAUCAUGGUUCAUCUUUUUAUCAUACCCUAUUUGGUAAUGUAGUCCUGGAAAGACAGCAUUCAAUUUCUCACUUUCA